Clupea harengus (Atlantic herring) is the source of this 4444-nucleotide messenger RNA. RefSeq names its product granulin b (gene grnb). Bases 236 to 2572 code for a protein of 778 amino acids. The transcript is spliced from 17 exons. Gene Ontology annotation, cellular component: extracellular region. NCBI's taxonomy places the organism in Eukaryota, Metazoa, Chordata, Actinopteri, Clupeiformes, Clupeidae. The record is from RefSeq and is a predicted model, not a curated record.
UCGGAGGAGCAUCAUGUGAUUUCAUUAUCAGCUGCGGUCGCAAGUCAUUCUCUACCAGCUAGCCACACAGACCAUACAGGAUCCUUUCAUAUUUCUACGCGUUAUAUUCACAUUUUUGAUUCGUGGAACUACAUUCAAAGAGAGAAAGCAGAGUAGUAUGCAAGACUCCAGAGCAUCUUGAAAAGGAAACUCCUUCAUCUGUCUGGAAUCCCCCUGCAAAGGACCAAAACUCACGAUGAGGGUGCAGUGUGUGAAUGUGUGUGUGCUGGUGCUGCUGGCGGUGUGCUCAGCACUAAUCUGUCCUGAUGGAGGCAUGUGUGAAGAUGGAGACACCUGCUGCCAGACCACAUCAGGAAACUACGGCUGCUGCCCGCUGCCCAAUGCGGAGUGCUGCUCGGAUCAUCUCCACUGCUGUUUCCAAGGGACACGGUGUGAUCUGGCCCACUCCAAGUGUGUCAACAAGACUGUCUCCCUGCCUCUGAUCAAGAGGAGACCGGCCAGACCACCCACACCAACUCUGCUGUGGGAAGACGUGGGGGCGGUGGUCUGCCCUGACAAGGAGUCGGAGUGUCCAGAGGGCACCACCUGCUGCCAACUCCCCAAGGGUACCUGGGGAUGCUGCCCCAUGGCAAACGCAGUCUGUUGUGAGGACAAAAUGCACUGCUGCCCUGAGAAAACUAAGUGUGAUCUAGAACAUUCCAAAUGUGUGUCAGCCACACUGGGUUCCACUGCGAUGUGGAGGAAGUUCCGAGCCCGCAAGAGACAGCACUCACCAGAAGGGAGCUUGAGGUCCAUCACCUGUCCAGGUGCAAAGAGUGCCUGUCCUGACCGCACUACCUGCUGCCUGAUGAAGUCUGGAGGCUAUGGCUGCUGCCCUUAUCCCAGUGCUGUGUGUUGCAGCGACCAGCUCCACUGUUGCCCCAACAACACCACCUGUGACCUGGAACACAAGAUGUGCGCGUCCUCACACACACAGAAACACACGCCUCUGGCCCCAAAACUACCUGCCCUGCUCCUAAACAGGCGUCCUGCCAAAGAAGUGAUCUGCCCUGAUAAACUCACCACCUAUCUGUGUGUAGUGAUCUGCCCUGAUAAACUCACCACCUGUCCUGAUGGGACCACCUGCUGUGCCCUAAACACUCGCAGCUAUGGCUGCUGCCCCAUGCCAAAGGCGGUGUGUUGCUCUGAUCAAAUGCACUGCUGUCCAGAAGGCACGAGCUGUGACCUCAAAAACAGCACCUGUGUGUCAGCCAACGGAUGCGUUUCCUGGUCAACGAAAAUCCCCGCCCUAAACCAGCCACAGACCAGAGCUGCUGCAGUACCCUGCAAUGACACUGUGGCGUGUCCUGAUGGGAGUACCUGCUGUAAAACUGCAUCAGGGGCCUGGGCCUGCUGCCCCCUGGAGGAGGCGGUGUGCUGUCCGGAUCACCUCCACUGUUGUCCUCACGCCACAGUGUGCAACCUGAGGGCCAGCACCUGUGAUGACCCCGCCGACCCCCUGAACUCUGUCCCCUGGGCGGAGAAGACGCCCGCUCUGCCACUGGAGAGGCAGUCGUCCAAUGAGAAGUGCGACGAGUCUACGUCCUGCCCGGGAAAAUACACCUGCUGCAAGACGGGCGCUGGGGGAUGGGGCUGCUGCCCACUACCUGAGGCCGUGUGCUGUGAGGACAUGCAGCACUGCUGCCCCCACGGCUCCACCUGUAACCUGGCAGCCAGCACCUGUGACAGCGCCAACGGGCCCGUGCCCCUGGUCAGGAAAGUGCCCGCCCUGAGCGCCAGCCCGCGCACGGGUGCCGGAGCCAAUGCUGAUGAUGAUGCCGCUGCCACGCUCCAGGCACCGGUUCCAUCUCACGGGCUCAUGUGUGACGGCCACACCAGUUGCCCCGACGACAACACCUGCUGUUACAUGCACAACGCUGGCAAGUGGGGCUGCUGCCCGCUCCGUCAGGCGGUGUGCUGCAGCACAGGUGAUCACUGCUGCCCCCGUGGUUUCACCUGUGACGAGAAGCACACGUCGUGCACCAAAGGUCGCCUUGAGAUCCCCUGGUACAGGAAGCAGGAGGCCCGGGCCACACAGGUGUCGGACCGGUCAGAGGUCACGGAGGAUGUGACGGACGUGAAGUGUGACAAUGAGAGCACCUGUGCGUCGGGCUCCACGUGCUGUAAACUACCUACUGGAGAGUGGGGCUGCUGUCCUCUAGUCAAGGCCGUGUGCUGUGCCGACCAGGAGCACUGUUGUCCACAGGGCUACACCUGUAAGCUAGAGUCCGGUACCUGUGUGAAGCCUUUGGACCGGGCCGCACCGGUGCCCCUCUCGCCGCUGUCCGAGUCUCUGCAGCCGUCCCAAGACGUGCAGUGUGACGCUGCGACCCGCUGCAACACGGACCAGACCUGCUGCAGGACCUCCCCCAACAGCUGGGCCUGCUGCCCCUACAAGAGGGCGGUGUGUUGUCCUGACAUGAUGAACUGUUGCCCCAUGGGAUAUACCUGCGAUCCUGAGAUCCAGGGCUGCACCAAGGGAUCACACCUCACCUGGUGGGACAGUGUGUUUACGGAAGGAUCUAGACACUGAGUAGUUGCACUACAACAAACAAACACACACACGCACAUGCACACACACACACAGAGUAGUCUACAAAAAGAAAAAAAACAGUCUGUGAGAAAUCCAACACUGGUGAACCACAUGUACACACAAACGCGUACACACAAACGCACGCACACACACACACACACACACACACACUUGUCACACCAUCUUGCUGAACUGACACACCCCCCAGUCCUGUUCUAUUUGGUCUGGACCCCUGGAACCGAAGGGACCCGCCUCUCUUAAUUCCUCUCCUAGUUUUUACAAAGUCAACCAUUUUUACUCAAGCACUGAAACCCGAGAACGAGGGGGGGGGGGGGUUGGGGUUUAAGUUAGUUAUCUAGUGCUGUGUCAGAUUCCUGAGAAUUCAGGAUGGCUUGUUUGCUGUAGUCGUAGAAUUUAGAGAUGGACGCCAGGGGAGACAUGAAUGCAUUUAGAGAUGGACGCCAGGGGAGACAUGAAUGCAUUUAGAGAUGGACGCCAGGGGAGACAUGAAUAGAUUUAGAGAUGGAUGUACCCCAGGUCCUGUUGCUCUGAGGGAAGGGAGAGGAUGUGGGGUGUUGGUGUGGUAACCUGGUUACCCGGUUAGCACCUUAUUCCGGGAUUGAUCAGGGUUCAAAUCUGGCCCUGAACCGGCCCAGACCCACACCAGACCCACACCAGACCCACACCAGACCCACACCAGACCCACACCAGCCCCGGCCUAGACCCACACCAGCCCCGGCCUAGACCGAAUCGUAAGAAAAGAUAAGAACAUUGAUUCGAAUCAUGAGUAGAUUCCACAUUUUCAAAAAGUUUUGGAAAUAGUUUUUUUGUUUUGUUUUUACCUCUAUGACUGUCCAUGACUUGGGAACCUGUAACCCCUCUGGCCCAUGACUCUGAUGGUCCUGAUGACUGCAGCUGAGUAGCACUGACCGCUAACCCGCGCUAACCCUCUCCAGCUUCAUGUCUGAAUGAGGGACACAGCCUCCUGGAUCCCUGUGAUGCGCGUGUGUGUUCUCCAUCACCCCCCAUGACUUCCUGUGAUGCACAUGUGUGUUCUCCAUCAGCCCCCAUUACUUCCUGUGAUGCACAUGUGUGUUCUCCAUCACCCCCCAUGACUUCCUGUUCUGCUCCUCAUGAUUAACCCGCUAUACCCUCAUCCCUAGUAUGGCUGUCUCCCAAUUAGAUGCUUUGACUUUUAGUGUUACUGAUGAAUCCAACCGCGGUUUUAAUUCUGCUUUUAAUAAUGUUUUAAUUCAUGUAUUUCACAUAGGCUUCUCUUCUCUUUACCUGGCGACGUGCCUUAUCGUCUUAACCUAGAUAUUCAGGUUCUCGCCCUAUCCAGAUAUCAGAUCAACCCUGAUGGUGGUUCGGCCUAGAUCAGGACUGGAUAAGGGCCGCAUACGUCUCCAAGUUAGCUGCUACCUGUUUAUCCACACAGUUUAGAGGGCCGUACACUCCCAGGAAGAGGGAAGCAUGAUCCUCAUGGUGGGGUUGUCAUGCACUCAUGAACCAAGUGAAUCUAGUUAGGGUGGCUCAAGAGUCCAGACCACCUGUGUUUGUUCGAAAAGCAAAAGUAAAACACAAAAACAUCUUGGAUGUGUCUGUGUGUGUCUGUGUGUGUGUGUCUUUUACAUUUUAACCUGUGUCAUCACGGUCAGAAGGACGUUUUUUGGAAGGCAAAAAGUAACAGCCUCCUGUUGGACAAUGAAGAAUUUGGUAUAAAGAGCUGACUAUACUCCGGAUUUAUUUUGUUUUUACUUUGAGUAAUUUGUUUUUAUUAUUAUUUUGUCUGAAAUGGAUGGGGUGUAAUUUGUUCAUAAUGAUCGUACAUAAAGCGAAGAAUUAAGAACAAAAAUAAAAAAAUGGAGAAAA